AUGCCGCGGGUCGCGAGCGACACUGGACUUAUAGCCGCGAGGGUUCGGCCCGUGCGGCGGCCCAAGCCUAAGAAAGUGGAGUUGUUGGGUUUAUCAAUGCCGGCGCCCUUCACCCUCCGGCCAUUCGCUGGACUCUUCAACCCCUAUCCGGACGGAUGCUCUGUACUUUGCAAUCAUCCAGCUGACGGCGACGUCAAGGAUGUAGUGCGCAAAGCGAAAGACAAUUGGACAAACGAGGGCAAGGCUCUGCUGCUCCCAGGUGAUGUUGAACUGAUAAGAGCCGGCUUACGUCCCGUUCCUCGUCAAACGGCCGAGCACGAUGACGCUCUGGACGCGACCCAAGUACCCGAGGAGCUGUUCCGCCACUACACCGAGACGGACUCAAGGCCAACGAGUCCUCAGCCCGGGGUUGCUCCUAACGUCGCUCGGCCAGUCGAUACCGUUGCUCCCGAGCCCCCUCGGCCGACUCUCGUCCUCGACUUGAGAGCCAGUUCGCACGAAGUACAGGAAAAUGAGACUCUGAGCUGGCACGCCCUGACGCUAGAGCCCAUACCGAUGAGUACGCGCAAAAGUGACAUGUCCUCCCCGAUGGCCGCGCGUCGCAAGACCCCGGUAUCCUCGCGGGGCCGAUUGGUAACUUCCACCUCCCCGAUUCGUAUCGUGCCCAUUUUAGAGGUAAGCGACGUGGGAUCAGCCCGCAGUGCGCCUACAGUAGGUGCCGGUCACGCCGACAUCGACGAAGAAGGCGAGGAGGACGAGGACGAUGACAAUAGCUCGCUGGAUAAGUCAUCGCCGAUGCGCCGUCGGGGAAAGCUGCGCCGGAAGAAGCGCAAGACGAGGCGCUGCUCGAUCUACGGACUUGAUCAAGUGCGCGAGCCACCGGACCCCCUCGAGACUCAAGUCUCGCAGAUCGACGAAAGCUCCAGGCGGGGAUCGUACGCUAACGAAUCGCGACUAGAAGAAACGGAACAAACUUUGCUGGACAAGGCAGCGCUGCCAAUCAUCAAACACGACAUGCCACCGAGUUUCCUUCCCCCCGAUGUUCUCAAAGAACUGAGUAGGCACUUGGAUCAAGAAACCGUGGAAUGGGAAUUUAACGCGAAGAGAAGAUUUGCUCUGGAGGAAGUUUUGCGGGUUACGGCGGACCUCAAUCCAGCUGGUAGAGGAGCCCGACAGUUACCCUUCCAACCAACGGUUCCGAACGCGCCCCGGCUAUUUUAUCGACAAAGCGCCAGAUUCGAGCUUCUCGACAGCCACUCCCUCGUUGGUCUAGAGCCCCUGGAUUACCUGGGCCAGCACGUGUACGCGAGCGAAACGCGGAAACUGAUCUUCGAGCGCGCGUUCAGCCGUCACCGCGAGGAGACCAGCGAAGGUCCCCGCCAGCUGCAAGGCAGCAACCUGUACGAGGCUCUGGCCGAGGUCCUGGGCCGUUCCGUGAGCUCCGACGAGAUCACCCGGUUGGACGGCAUCCUCGGCGACGUGGGCGAACGGAGGCUGGACUUCAGGACGUGGUGCGGCGUGUGCGCCCUCGCCGAGAGGAUUCUGCCCGAGUUGCCGGAUAAAAGCGUGGAUCAGGCCUUUUGGCUCGAGAGGACGGAUUUUGAGAUGCUCGAGAGGAGGUUGAAGAGCGUCGAGGUCGACCGGAGACUCGCUGAGAUGCUUAGGCUCGUCAGGGAUAGCUGAGUUUGAACCGUAAUGUGCGAGGGAAAAAGAUGGGGUUUCGUGGCAUCUAAAAA
Copidosoma floridanum is the source of this 1736-nucleotide messenger RNA. RefSeq lists its product as uncharacterized. Lineage: Eukaryota; Metazoa; Arthropoda; Insecta; Hymenoptera; Encyrtidae. The record is from RefSeq and is a predicted model, not a curated record.